Molecule: messenger RNA, 5885 nt
Organism: Columba livia (rock pigeon)
Lineage: Eukaryota; Metazoa; Chordata; Aves; Columbiformes; Columbidae
Gene: LRRC31
Product: leucine rich repeat containing 31
Exons: 9
Coding region: 579-2168 (529 amino acids)
Molecular function (GO): protein binding
Source: RefSeq, a predicted model, not a curated record
CUCCUCUCAUAUCUCCUCUUGCCCUAAAAUGAACAGGAGUGCACUAGUCCUCUGUAUUCCUUUUUCUUACCAAACUGCAACAUCCUGCUGACAGCAUGGCUUUGCUCAGCCUCCCACAGUAUUUCUGACCAGUAUGGACAAAAGGGGUGGGAAAACAAAAAGCUUUUCUUCAGGUAGUCCUGUAACUUGAUCUACAAGGUGACUCAGCCUCUUGUAACACCAGCUGUUUCGGGACGUGCAGUGGUUAUUGUGCAGAAUUGAAGUCUGUGCUGCCACUUCCUGAUUUCUGCUUUGUGAGUGAUCUAAGCUGGGACAUGAUCAGAGCACUUAAACGGACUUUUCAGCCUCCCCCAGAAAAGAGAGGCCAGGGACAGCAGGCUGACGUCGGGAGACAGUGCAGGGGAACAAAGGCGUCGGGAAAGAGCCUACAAACCGCUUGUGCGGACUCACUGCUCUCAAACUGAUGAAGAUAGAAACUCUUGAAAGAAAAGUACAUGGAAAGUCCUGUUAGAGGAAAAAAGUGAGGUUUUGUUUGCAUGCCAUAGCUUACAGGGUGAAACAGAUCCUCGAGUGUACCAAUGGAAGAGACAGAUGACAUUAAGAGCUGCCAGGAUAAGCAUAAAGAGAACACACCGAAGAGUUCCCCAUUUGACUUUGUUAUAAAACAGUUCCAAGGGAAGAGGUCUUCUUCUGGAAAAAGAAAAGAGCAGCCUUCAGCCAUCAAAGAAUUCUUCAGGGGCUUUGACUUUGGGAAAUCCGAAGGCAAGGACAGAAGGGAAAUUGAAAAAACAGAAAUAAACAACUCUGGAGAUGAUGAUCAGAGUGAGAAACAAGAUCUCUCUGCAGAAGGUAAUGCUGAUGAACCUCCACGUCUUGUUUCUGAAGAAGAAUCACCAUCUGGUAAGGAGAGAUUUAACCAGUUCAUGGAGAAACUGGGAAAGAAACCCAACACCAAGAAUCUGGAUCUAAAUAAUUGUGCAUUAAGUGCAGCAGAUGUAAUAGAGCUGGCUUCUUUACUGCCAUUUCUCCCAGAGCUGGAAGAGAUCAGCCUGUCCUGGAAUGGUUGUGUUGGUGGAACUUUGAAAUCUCUUACUGUUCAGCUCCAUCAUGUGAACCUGUUAAAAGUCCUUCGACUUAACAACUGCAGGCUGACAGCUGAGGAUGUCACCUCCUUAGGAGAAGCAUUUGAAGUUGUUCCUCAACUAGAAGAACUGGAUUUGUCAUGGAACAGUAGCGUAGGUGGAAAACUCUCACUCCUGACAAAAAAACUCCAGAAAGGAUGCAAGUUGAAACUUCUGAAAAUCACAGACUGUAACCUGAUGGCAAAGGAUGGAGAAUCCCUAGACACUGCUUUACAGCACCUUGCUGAGCUAAGAAAAUUAGACAUAUCAGGUAACAAAGAGAUUGGCGGUGGCUUUAAGGAUGCAACAGUUCAUUUGGCCAGCUUGAAAAAUCUCGAAGUCCUUGAUCUCCACCAGUGCUGUGUAACAGAAGAGGACAUGACUGUUCUGUCCCAGGUGAUACCUUUACUCUCCAGUCUUCAAAAACUGAAUUUAUCCUCGAAUAAAAAUGUCGGAGUCUCAUCUUAUCCUCUUCUGGGCAGGCUCAGGUUUUUACCAAAGUUGAAAUCCGUGGCCAUCAGCAAUUGUGGUUUAGGUGAAGAGUCAUUUUCAUCACUAGCUGAGGCCGCCCUUCACCUUCCUGAACUGGAGAUAUUAGACCUUUCUUGGAAUAAGUGCGUUGGUGGGAACCUAAAGCUGCUUUGGGAAGCACUAAAGCUUGCAACAGAGAUUCAAGUGUUAAGACUGAGCAGCUGUAACUUGGUGGCUGAAGAUUUGGCACUUUUAACGUUACUGAUGCAGGAUGGCCAUCUAGCCAGAUUACGGAAGCUGGAUUUGAGUUAUAAUAACAACGUCUCUGACGAAGGCUGGGCUGUUUUCUGUCAAGGCCUGGCAGUAUUCAAAGAACUCUCAGAGCUGGACAUCAGUCUUCGCCCGUCGUCCUGCCGCGACUGUGGGAUGUGGUUCAGUGAGUUGUUAGCGGCCCUGACAAAGCUGCCUGCCCUGGCAGAGCUGGGGAUGCAAAGAUGGGUCCUUUCAGAAUCACAGCGAAAACGACUGGAAAACUUUAAUGAAGACAACAAAAGAAACAUUCGUUUUGACUGUUGAUGGAGGCUGAAGGUUUCUGAAAGGCCUUUCACAAGCAGGACACAAACCAAGUAUUGUGUGUCUCUGACUUAGAAGACUGCCCUGGUUUUUAGUAAUCUUGUCUCAUGAGAGCUCGUGAAAUACUUUGGCAAUUAUAGAAAACUGUUAACUUAAUUUCUGCAUGUAUAGAUCAUUGCAUUUAAUAACAUAUUUUUUCAGCUUCUCUGGGCCAUGCUUACACCACAAUAUAAGCUUAACCUUCGUGUUGUGAAUACUGUAAUGAUUCCUGUCCGAAGAGUGAUGGUGAUUUCAGAUGGACAUGCUGCAGGUUUGCCAGGGAGGGAAGUGCCUGUGGUGGGUGCUAAUGCAGGUGGGUGGGCAAGGUGAAAGUGUAUAUAAAGAAAAUGCCUCUAAUGUGAAAAUACUUGAAACCUCUGUGUUUUAAAUUUUAGUUUCUUCUCUCCCAAAACUUUUGCCUCUUCAUGAGUUCAUUAAAUCUACAGAUUUGUGAGGUUUGGAAAGCAUCCAAACAACUCAGUCUAGCGAGGAAAAUACAGAAGGGGCUGUUCUACCUCUGCUCUGGCCCUUAAUGGCAUCUCAUAGCGCAGAUGAGUCCUGCUUACAGAAUCAGCAUAAAAUCAAGGUAAGAAACAGUUGACUUGUGUCUUUGCAGAUCUCAGGGGCAAGGGAAGUGGUGCGUUAGGUUAAAUCAUAGAUAUGUCCAGCUACCUUAACCAGGAUUUUGGGCACAGAGCAAUCCAUAAGCAUUCUAGAUGACGCUAUGCAAAUACUUCAGGAUACUUCAGGGAUGCUCCUUCUCAUCCUGAGCUGUUUCAGCCUUACCCAGACUGUGCUUUCUGGCCAGACCCUUUUAUGAUAUACAGCAUAAACCCAAACUUCCAGAUCUAAGACUCUGAUCUAGAGCAUGUGAAAGCCAGUGGGAGUCCCCACAGUGCCUUCAUGCUUCCUGCAUUCAGGAUUAAUCCAUUAAUCUUCACAAUACCUUGUGACAUAUCAUCACCUUAAAGAUGAAGGAAAUAAGCAAAGGCUAUUAUUCAAAGCCACAGAGCAACUUCUAGCUAAGAGCAGAGCACCCUGCUCUGUGCCCAAGACUUGUUAGAAAAAGCACCACCUUGGGAUGUGCGUCUCCUUCUUUUCUUUGUUUGAUAACCUCUUAUUUGGCAUUUUAUUGUGUGUGCUUAAUACAGAACCAAAUUCUGGCAUAGUCACUUGUGUCAUGAAUCAUGUUAACCCACAUGUUAGCUCAAAGACUGCUGUGGGAUUAUUCAUUGGUAAGGUAUUUUAGGAAGUAAAGGCAUUAGAUCUGCCCACUGAGUAAGUCUUAGAGAAAUCCUGAGGCAGCUUGAGGGAUAAAGUGCUGCUCAAUUAGCCCUGAGUGUACCUACAUGCUACAGCAAUCUCCUGGAGGAGAGGCACAAUGGCAUCAUUCAGUUGCACUUUCCUAACUUUCCAGGACCUCACUCAGCAAGUUCUGCCAUGCAGGUGCAGAUCAAUAUUCAGCCUUCAGUCUGGGUAACCCUUCCGACAUGAGCUUCUGGCUGAUCAGGGGCUACAACCAUCAGCUGACCAUGCUAUGCUGAUACCUGUUGAUCAUUUAAUUCAUGAUUUCAUGUGAGGGUCUCUAUGGAUUUCCUGGUUUCAACUGAAAAGUGCACUUGGCUGCCCCAGCUCUAAGAAAUGUGAUGAACUGGAGUGUCUUGGCCAGCAGUCACAGGAAAUUGCUGCAGUGUAGGAUCAGUUAUUUUCUACAGAGUUCUUCAACCUCUGAAAUGAAGCAAAGAGCCCCUGUUUCAUACAGGGAUAACAAGAGAGACUUUCAAGCAGUGACUCAAGAGUUGUUCUAAUGUGGAAGUACCAUCAUCUCUGUUUAACAGCAGAACACUAAUCUCUUCAUCACUCGCCUUCCUGUGACUCUGCCUUUGGUCCAAGUGGGAAAUUAAUCCUUUAACUGUUCUGUGAGAAUCUCUCUGAAUCACUCCUUUCUCAUUUGAACCUCUCUCUAAUUCAGUAAAGCAGCUGGGCCAUGUUUAAUGUCUGGUAUCUGUUGUAAUCUUACUGACUGAACUGGAUUUCAGUAUUGGAGUUUCUUUCUUUGUCAUAUAGUUGGGUUUCUUCUCAGCUCCAGAGCAUAUUACAGACUUGCUGCUGGCAACCUCUCCAUUUGCUGCUGAUCUUUCUCAGUCACUUGCCCUCUGGUUCCGUCAUACCUGUUGUGCCACUAAAAACCUUUCAUUAAAUCCCUCUACUAAAUGUCAUGUUUAUCUGCCGAUCUUCCCAAAAAGCUCUCACUUCCAGUGGUUGCCUUCUUCGUAGUCUCUGAAUCAUCCCUUGUCUCUGUUCUUCUUUGUCUUCACUUAAAGUGAAAAAAUUUUGUAAGACACCUCCAAACAAUCAAAACAGCAUCAGUCAUGUAGUAGAAUGGAAAACCAAAACUGAGCCAUCCCGCUUUUCUGCACUCACAGCUCUCUCCUGCCAACAAGCAUAUUGAUGAGAUUUCAGUAUCGAUUCAAGAGCCAAACAGAAAUAAGAUCCAUGCCCUGGAUGCAGAUGUAGCUGCGGCAUUCAGAGAGCACUGCCUGGAGGUGGAGCUCUAGGAAGAGCUGGGUCUCAGUGACGUUGCCUUUGCCACCUGCUUCAGGAUGCCACCACCUUCUCCGAGACAACUCGGUGAACAAGAGCAGGACUGCAGUUCUGACCAGUUAAACUAAAUAAAGGGUUCUGAUCCACCCACUUGUGUAUUUUAAAGUCUGCACAGUGGUCUGUCUUAGUCCAGCUCUAUGCUUUAUGGAUGCUGCAAAUAAAACUCUGGAGGGUUUUAAGGAGUAAGUACAGCUCUCUGUAAAGUGUUGUGAAAGGACAUGGCUGUAUAUAAAUUUAACAUGCUAGAGUUAUAGUAAGGAGAGCUGGUCCUGACUCUUUUGAGUAACAAAGGUGUUAAGACAUGCCAGGACCCAGAACAGUUGCAGAAUGUUGCAUCCUCUCUGCUUUCAAAUAAGCCUGCCUUACACAGAUGUUUUACAAACUGUCGCCAGGCUAUCUGAGAGAUGAGCUAUAACACUGAGGAUUUGACAGCUUGCAGUCAGUCAAAAUACUCUAACUAGAUUGUCAAAACAUCAGUGAACAGUUUUGCAAAAGUGUAGAGAUACUUUGAAAACAGCUUUUUACACCUCUGAAAGGCAGGGUGGUAAUGCAGGUUCUGAUAUAAGUGCAUAUAUUCUGACUGCCUAGAAUCCUCCUCCAUAUUUCCAGUCAAGGUAUUGGUCAUUUCUGAAUAUAAAACUCAUUAAAUAACUGAUACUACCCUGGGAAUAUCUACUAAACACAAAGACAACAUGAGUUUUAGACACAGAGUUUUGAUAUGAUUCCUAUUCUGACAGCCCUGGUGCUACACCAUGUACCUUAAGAGAUUAGGAGAACCUUCAGUCCUGCUUUUGGGAGCAGCUGAAGUCCACAGAAGUGCUAUGUUGCAUCAGAAAAAGAUCUUCCCCCUUCUAUCACUCCUACCUGCAAUUCGCUCAUGUCUUCUGGCAGAACUGUGAAUGUAAUGUCUUUAUUUUGUCCCACGUAUAAUCUCUGUGAUGACUCUAGGAGAAAGAUUUCUUUUGGAAAGAUACUGGAUAGGUCCUCAGGUAGGCUAAGGUAUUUCAAAUUUGUCAGUUCUUUCACCUCACAGAUACCUAAACAGAAUCAUUAAAAAGAUACAGUAUGUCAAUUAAA